This is a messenger RNA of Peromyscus maniculatus bairdii (prairie deer mouse), 242 nucleotides long. Lineage: Eukaryota; Metazoa; Chordata; Mammalia; Rodentia; Cricetidae. The record is from RefSeq and is a predicted model, not a curated record.
CUGUGGACAAUCAACACUGUUUAGAAACACACUGUCCCAGCCUUUUUCCUUGUUGGCUGUCUGAAGGCAAGAUGGGUCACCAGCAGCUCUCCUGGAGUCACCAACACAAGUUCACCCAGGGUUCUCGCUCUUGCGAAGUCUGCUCUAACCACCACGGUCUGAUCCAAAAAUAUGGGCUGAAUACGUGCAGUAAGUGUUUCUGUCAGUAUGUGAAGGACAUGGGCUUCAUUAAGUUGGACUAA